AUGGCUACUCCGCACAACUAUUCCGUCGGUUGGAUCUGCGCGAUUGAACCUGAAUAUCUUGCUGCACAGCUUUGCUUCGAUGGAGAACCCGAGGCUCUACUACAUUCUCCGUCACCGAAUGACUCCAAUGCCUAUAGCCUAGGCACAAUAAACGGCCACAAGGUCGUUAUAGCCUGCUUGCCGCGGGGGUCGUACGGCACAACAUCGGCCGCUAUCGUCUCUGCCAACAUGCUACGGAGCUUUCCUAACAUAAAAGUUGGCCUGAUGGUAGGUCUUGGGGGAGGUGCUCCAACACCUGACGCGGAUAUCCGUCUUGGCGACAUCGUGGUCAGCACGCCUGGUGACGGUCAGCCCGGCGUGCUUCAGUAUGACUAUGGGAGGACGGUACAAGGGCAAGAGUUUGAACUAACCGGGGCCUUGAAUCGACCCCCGACAGCGCUACUGACGGCGGUGACGAACCUCAACACCGAGUUCCGCCGGAAACCCAAAGCCCUUGAGGAAGCCAUCACCGAUAUACUUGAGAAAUUGGAUAGGGAGCUUCGUGAAGACCUCACCCGACCAGAUGUUGGCACCGAUGUCCUGUACCAAGCCGGUUUCACUCACCCUGUCGGCAAUGGCGGCGCUUGCGCGGAUCUAUGUGGACUCGUCCCAGAACGUCUCACCCCACGGCAGCCAAGAAGCAGACGACCGCUAAGCCCAGUGGUUCACUAUGGACUGGUCGCCUCGGGAAACCAGCUAAUGAAGGAUGCCAAACGCCGUGAUGAAUUGGCUCAAAAACACAAGGUUUUGUGUUUCGAGAUGGAAGCGGCGGGCUUAAUGAAUGACUUUCCCUGCCUGGUCAUUCGUGGCAUCUGCGACUAUUCAGACUCGCAUAAAAGCAAGGCGCGCAAUCAUAGGACCUAUAUCAAGAUCAUCAUCGACCUAUUUGCGCACACUAAAUCCUCAUCCCCGACAUUCAAGGUGUUCCUCACGAGUCGACCGGAGCUACCUAUCCGGCUUGGCUUCCGCCAGAUCCAUGGGAAGUAUAAAGGCUUUGCUCUUCACGAGAUAUCGAAAUCCGUCGUCUGGCACGAUAUAACAAAGUACCUCACACAUGAACUUUCCGAAAUUAGAGAUGACUAUAACAACGAUGCCACGGACAUCUUGGAGCUCGGCGCUCUGAGCUUCAUGUACCUCGCAGAGGAUGUUCAUCAACACUUGAAGGUCAUCGUGGUACGAAAUGUCAAGAUAUGGGAUACCAGAGGCAAUGAGAUCCAUACGCUCAAGGGCCAUGCCGGCGAGGUCAACUCGAUAGCUUGUUCAAGCGAUAGUAGGCUAAUAGCAUCAGGGUCCGAGGAUAGAACGGUUAAAAUCUGGGAUGCCGCUACCGACUACGCUGUAAGGGUCUUGGACGAGCUCGAACACGGUACUAUGGGGACUGGAGACCCGAUAGAUAUGAUCUUGUCGGUGGAUUCCUCAAAUGAUGGCAGGUAUGUCGCCUCCGGAUCUACGGACCAAGGUGUCAAAAUCUGGGAUGCCGUUACAGGUCACUAUCUUCAAACCCUAAUGGAGCAUAGCGGUUGUGUUCAAUCGGUGGCCUUCUCAAAGGAUGGAAAAUUCGUGGUAUCGGGAUCUUCUGACAGACUCGUCAAGAUCUGGAUGGUUAAUCCAAGUCGUGAGGGAGAGGCACCUGAAUACCAUGGGAAUACGAUUCUGCCAAUGACCGUCUCCCGCGAUGGUAUGCUUGUAGCAUUAGUACGUCGCUCCUCUGAGGCCGGCAAGGGUCGGGAAUAUAUCACGAUUUGGGGCGCUCUUACAGGCCGCGAGGUCCGGAAAAUCACCCAUCAUCUCGAAGAUGGCUCGAGAUUGGGAUCCGUGGCCUUUUCUAGCGAUGGAAGGCUUGUGGCAGCAAUAUUGCUCGACCCGAUGAGAAGCUUCAAGAUAUGGGAUGUGGAUACAGGCCGCGUAGUCCGGACGUUCUCGGACAACGCCCAUCCCACUUCAUCUCAAUUUUGCCCCACGUUCUGCCUAAACCACGGUUUCUACAGAACCGUCGAGAUCUGGAAUGUCGCCACGGGCCAUACAGUCGGAGUGCUUAAUGGACAUGGUGCCACAUACUCGAUAGCCUUUUCAGGCGAUGACAGAUUUUUGGCGUCGGGAACGAGUAGAAAUUGCGUCAAGAUUUGGGAGAUCGCUACAAGCUACGAAUAUGGGGAGCUUCGGGGUCACUGUGUGGCCUCUUUAGUAGCUCUCUCAAGUGAUGGCGGGUUGGCCGUGGUGGUAUAUGGUGACUCCACAACCAAGAUAUGGCAUGUCGCUACAGGUACCGAGAUCCAGACGCUUGGUCUUGGCACCAUGCUCAGAGCUGUUGCAAACGAAUCCGAAUCAGGGGUCGAACUCCGACUGCAAGUACGAGAGCUAACCAAGGGCUAUGGCGUUACGUUGGAUCACAAGAAGAACAAGAAGAAAGCAAAUGCUCCCCUGUCCUGA
Parascedosporium putredinis is the source of this 2469-nucleotide messenger RNA. The record is from the annotation of a GenBank genome assembly. NCBI's taxonomy places the organism in Eukaryota, Fungi, Ascomycota, Sordariomycetes, Microascales, Microascaceae.